AUGCGACCGUCAUAUGCGCUGAUAAGUACGAUAUUAUGGAAUUUGAUGAUGUUGCAUGUCUAUGAAGCACAGAAAAUUUACUCCAUGUCUAUUGAUUCUUUGGUCACGUGCAGCCUAUCAAACUUGGCAAAUCCUUUCGUCGGUCGCGUCGAGGGUUUGUUAUAUGUUCAACCAUCCGAAUACUUGAACAUUAGUAUCUCGUGGAUAGGCUACAUUAAUUGCAAUGAUUCAGUGGAUACAAUACGUGAUAUAUUUUCGGCACAGAAUAACAAAGCAAUGGCAGUAGUCUUAUACCCUAUCCAUGACAAUUUAUGUGAUAUAUAUUUACCAGAUAAUAUAUCUGUACCAGUAUUCUUCGAGGUUGAUUCAGAAUGCAAAACCUUUAUUUUCAAUAAUCGAUUUGACCAGCCACCUGAUGCGCUAAUAAAGGCAAUAUUUGAUGAGAAUUACUAUAACGACAGAUUAAAAAGUAAAGUCAUAAUCAUUAUUUGCAUCGUUAUUGCAGUUAUAUCUGGACAAAUAAUUUUGUGCUUCUUAAAGGCAAGAAUUUGGUCAUCGUCAGUAAACAACGAAUCUUCUGAUGUUAGAAAUGAUCAGAAUAACAGGAGUAAAGGAAAUGGCAUUACCAAUACUUUAUUGGAUAGCUUUCCAGUUUACUUGUUUCCGCAGAUUGAAGAUGACAUCAGCAACGAUUUAGAGAAAGGAAAUUAUAAAGAACUAACGGAAGAGUCUAAUCAAUCUCAUAAUAUAGGAAGGACACAUAUUGGGGGCAAUGAUAUUAUGAUGGAUGAUGAAAUUAUAGAAAUUCACAGUGAUCACAGUAAAAUAAUGGACAAACAAUUAACGUGUCCUAUUUGCUUGGGUGAUUUCUUACCUGGGGAAGAACUAAGAAUUCUACCAUGCAAUCACCAAUAUCACAGAGUAUGUAUAGAUCCGUGGUUAUUGGAUAUCUCUUCACUAUGUCCUGUGUGUAAGGCUGACUGCAUAUCGAAAAAUGCCGAAUUACCAGUGUCUGCUCGAGAUGAUCCAUCGAAUGAAAAUCCUAAUAACACUUCCUCUCAAAUUACUGUAAAUUUCCAGGAAACUACACUUUGUGCUGAAGGAAGACAUUUAGGUGAUGGCGAUGAAUCUUCCAGCUGA
This is a messenger RNA of Acaulospora morrowiae, 1140 nucleotides long. NCBI's taxonomy places the organism in Eukaryota, Fungi, Glomeromycota, Glomeromycetes, Diversisporales, Acaulosporaceae. The record is from the annotation of a GenBank genome assembly.